Messenger RNA from Colletotrichum gloeosporioides, 5031 nucleotides. RefSeq names its product Chitotriosidase-1. Bases 1 to 5031 code for a protein of 1676 amino acids. The record is from RefSeq and is a predicted model, not a curated record. The transcript has 13 exons. Gene Ontology annotation, biological process: carbohydrate metabolic process; proteolysis. Gene Ontology annotation, molecular function: serine-type endopeptidase activity; chitin binding. NCBI's taxonomy places the organism in Eukaryota, Fungi, Ascomycota, Sordariomycetes, Glomerellales, Glomerellaceae.
AUGCAGUCACGAACCAGCCGGCUGGUAGCCUUGGCUAUCGGCUCGUUUGUCUUUGUCUGUAUCUUGACUCUCAACUACGGUACCUCUGCCUAUCGUCGAACCAACCAGUACCCUACCCAGCUUAACAACGCAAAACGCGCAUCUGAAGAACAAUCAUGGAUUGACACCAUCAAGCUCAGUCCCGCUCACCAGAACCCAGCCAAGGCACCUCACGUUGCUACUCCAGAGGACGUGGAGUUUGAUUCAUUGCUCGAGUCUACCACCGACGUCUACUGCCACAAUGCCGAUCCUCUUCACGGAACACUGCCAUGCCAGGCUGGUUAUGGCUCUUGCGCAAUCACCGGCUCCCCCUCCUGUGCACAGGGCAGUGGAAGCUCCAAAGGAAGAACCAUCGGAUACUACCAGUCAUGGAAUGCUAGGACCCGACUCUGCAACAGGGUCACGCCGAAGCAGCUUGACACGAACGGCUACACCCAUCUCUUCUUUUCGUUCGCUUUCAUUGACCCAGCCGCGUUCACCAUAGCUACGGCUCACCCUGACGAUGUUCUGCUGAUGAAAGAGUUUACGGACCUCUCCAAAGACGGAAAGCUGCAGACUUGGAUCGCCAUCGGAGGCUUUGACAUGAGCAAUCCGGAAGCCGCAACGCACAAGACUUGGAGUGAGAUGGUGGCAUCCAAAGAGAACAGAGCUGCUUUCAUUGCUUCUGUCAAGACCUACAUGGAUACACACGGGUUCCAAGGAGUUGACCUGGACUGGGAGUACCCUGGCGCACCUGAACGAGGCGGCAACAAGCUUGCUGAUACCAGAAAUCUCGCCCUUCUGGUCAAAGAGAUGCGAGCUGCGUACGGCACCGCCUAUGGCAUCAGUCUUACGUUAGCUCCUGACUACUGGUAUCUGAGGUGGUUUGAUGCAAAGGCAAUGGAGCCUUACGUCGACUUUUUUGGCUUCAUGGCAUAUGAUCUGCACGGCUCUUGGGACGCCGAUGUCCUGGCUCUUGGCAAGAAGGUUCGAGGCCAAGCGGAUAUACAGGAGAUUUCCAAGAAUACCGUGCCUCUUUGGUUCGACGGCCUGAAUCCCGCAAAGCUCAACUUCGGUCUUGCUAUGUACGGCCGCGGCUACACGCUUGCAGACCCUUCCUGCAGCGAUCUUCUCUGCCCGUUUUCGGGCCCAAGCAACCCAGCGCCAUGCACUAACUUCGAAGGUGUUAUGUCCUUGGUCGAGAUUGAGCAGCUGAUCAAGAGGCGCAACAUCAAGCCAAAGUAUCUUGCCGACUCGAUGAUGAAGCAGAUUACUUGGGACGACCAGUGGAUUGGAUACGAUGACGAGGAGACAUUUGCAGCAAAGAGGGCCUUUGCUGAUGGUCUUUGUUUUGGUGGCACCAUGAUUUGGUCUAUUGACUUCCAAGUUCCUGGCUCAGGAGGGCAAGUAUUUCAGAAUCUCCUCCAUUCAAUCAGUCUAACCAUUUGCAGGCCAGAUGAUGAUCCAGAAGUUGUUUUUCUGGCCCCCGAAGUGUAUUCCGGCACUCCCGCUCAAUGCACAGGACCUUGUCAGCUGGUGUUGCCCCCGAGAGCACUACCGUCCACCACCACCAUCACAAUCCCAUCCUACACGACAUCUGUCGUGAUCGCGCCAGAUCUUACGACGACCCUUACGAUUCAGAUUCCGCCCAUUGUAACACAGUCGAUGGAUUACUAUAAUGUCAACGUCACCUCUGGCCAAGCUGAUUCCAGCACAAUCGUACCUCUGCCCAGCAUCAGCAUCGAGCCUGUUGUCACGACCUUCACUCUUCCAGGAGGUCUGACUCAGGUUAGGACCCUCGUGAUCCCUCCUUGGCCCUCUGUAACAGAAGGUCCUCCCGCUCAAUGGACUUCAAAGGAUCCAAGCCAGGGGCAAUCAGGCUUCCCCAUCAUCACAGUCCCGCCAGCGGGACCACCCAUAAUAACCGAACUCCCUUCCACAAGCAAGACACCGUUCACAUGGGACACUGAUGAUAAUUCUGAGCCCACAGGUACAUGGCCCGAGGUGAUUUCGGUCGUACCGGUCGAGACCGACGUGCCCGACAACGGUGAAGAUGACGACGGCGAAGGCCCCAAGCACAAGAGCACGUGUAAAGUUUGGUUUUUCUGGAUAUGCGUUACGUGGGAUGAUCUCGACAUACAUAUCGGUGGUUUGGAAUGGAUCAUUCCGCCCGGUAUCUGGGGACCAGGCCCCCCGCCUCCAUUGAGGUUCCCACCCAACAUCAACAUCAUCGGCCCGCUUCCCCCUUGGCCUAAGAUCACUGUUCAUCCCGGUGGGAGUAUCGAGGCUCCGCCAAAGCCCGCCUCUUGCACGCCCGCGGAAGCUUCGCUCUGCAUUACAACCAGCUCCUUCGCUACGUCUGUGUCCGCUGGCACAACGAAGACCACAGCCACGCAGGUCAAAUCUCGAUGUGCUACAAUUACAGGCUGCAAUCUCCAAGACGUUGAAGCUACGAAGACAGCGAAUGCCUGCAAGCUUACGCGCAGAGCCAUGCAGCUCCCGGAUCUUCCAGAGGCGACUCGCACACCGGAGAAGCGACUUCUUGUGAAGCGUUCCGAGCCGGAUUGGUGCAACGAGCAAGACGGGACCGAUGGUUUCCUUCUUUUGACGGCGCCGUUUUCAUCCACAAGUCGAGCCAUUGUCGAAGGCGUCCUCGAGCGACGUAAUGCAGCUCUCGAGAAAAAGAAAAUGAAGACAGGCUUUGAGAUAAUUCAAGCGAAACAAAUGGGCUUCACCGCAUUCAUUCACGUUACCAACCUAGGUCCUCUGGCCUUUGACUACUUCAAUUCUGACGAAAUUAACGAGGUUGGGCGUGCUUAUAGAAUGCCGUCUGCGACCUCGUCAACGGGCAAGCGAGAUGAGUUUGAAGACUUGGAAGAUGGAAGCUUUGCAGCAAUCCAAGAGCGGCGACCUUCGAGUCACAACAUCACACUAGCACCUGUCCAGCUCGCGUCAGGUACCUCCAAAACAAAGAGAUUCGAAGGCAACGACGCUUACUGGCAUCUGUCUCAAAUUUCCUGGCCACCCAACAGAUACUGGUUCCAAAAGAAUGGCGAGCACAAUCCAGAUGAUGCCAAGUAUACCUACCAAUUCGCUUCGAGCGAAGGUGAGGGCCAAACGAUCUACAUCAUCGAAGGCGGGUGGAGGGGACAUGUUGCAGCGGACUUCAUAAAGCAAGCAGAACCUCUCACCGUGGGUAGUUGGCGUCCGGCGCGCGAGCCCAGCACCUUCGAAACCGAGCAUGGGCAUCUGGUAGCAAACUAUGCCGUUGGCUCCAAAGUGGGCAUUGCGAGAAAAGCCAACCUCGUGUUUGUGCCACGCGGACCUCCAGGAUUACGUGCAGAGGGCUUCUUGGAAGCUCUUACGCUCAUCUGUAACGACUUCACAGAUGAAGACACAGAAGAAGAGAAGCGAAAGCCGAAACCUAGGAACUCAGGCGUGGUGAAUGUGUCCGGUGGCUUUGCGAAGGAUAGGAGGGAUCCUCUCACCCAGUAUAUUGUUAUGCUGAUGAAGAGCAUGGAACGCAGCUACGGAAUUACCUUUGUUGUUGCCGCUGGAAAUCAAGGCCAAGAUGACCCUACAACUGUCCCAGGAAUCUUAGUCAAGGAGCUGGACGGGGCCUUUCUUGUUGGCUACCUCAAUAAUGCAGGCUGGUGGGUUGACAGCAACGCGGGCGACACAUGGGCCCCAGGUGAGGAGCUACCUCUUCCUCCAGACGAAGUAUUUGUGUCGCCGCAAUUCUCAGAAGGCACCGCUACUGGAUCAUCAUUUGCCGCUCCGCUGGUUGCAGGUCUCGUCGCCUACAUAAGAGGAAUGCAUCUCAACCUGCCCGAACUGGGGGAGGAUCCCAAAUCCAUCAAAGCCAUCAUCCAGCAAGUGUCACGACCUCUCCCUCUCACAGAAGAUGAAGAAAAUUUGGAACAGAAAGAGAAGAUGGUCUGGAACCUUGCCGAUCCAUUCGAACAGUGUGGCAGCUCUGGAAAGAGAGGGCUUUCCAGUCGACAGGCAGCCUGCCCAAUUCCCAACUUGCCCGGGGGUGGAAACAAUCCUGCGCCCCAAGGUCCUCGCGUCACGUACAAGCCGGGCCCGCCGGCGCCUCUCUGCACGGCAAACUGCGGCCAUCUCUGCUCUGGAUAUUACUGCAGUCCAAACCCAACUGGCACGCCACCAGACUUUGCUCCACCAUGGGAAACCUCGCGCCCGACCAACACCAGGCCAGCUGAGAGUGGCGGAUUCGGAGGUGGGUUGACCAACCUGCCGACAUUGACACCGGCACCGACAGCAGCGCCUCCUGGGCAAGUAUGUCUGUCGUCAACAACUGCCACGCUGUGCAACGGAGGACCCCGAGGCGGUGUUUGCGUGACUUCGACGUCCUGCGCCAGCUUUGGCACGACUACCUCGAGCAUAUUCCAUCUACCCGACCUCCCAACACUCGGCCCAGCCCCGAGCCCGUCGGGCGGCACGUGUAUCAAGAGCGAGACUUGGACCAUCACCGGCGGCCCUCACGGUGAAGCCACCAUCACAACUGCUGGAUGUGCGACGUGGCAGGUCCCAGGUCCAACGCCUGCGCCAGCGCCACCAGCGCCGCCAGCUCCCGCACCGAAACCACGUUGCAUGGCCGCUCACGUCUACAUGAGCAACUGCGCGUUCCAGCCGGACAGCGUCAAUGUCCAGAUUUGGGAGAACGGCGUGGAAGUCUGCCGGACGGGCGGCGGGAAACACUGGGCAAGCGACCAGACCGUCUUCGAGCUCGAGUGCGACAACGGCGCCAAGGCCGUUGUCAAGAACAACGCGAGGUCUUUUGAGUAUACUGCGGCAGACGGCUGGAAGCCUGAAAUUUUCAGCGUCGACUACAGCUACGAAUCCACAGUGUGCUAUCAAAUUGAAAACAAGACAAUCAAGGGCUCGGAUAUGGAGAGUACUUGGGGCGGUGGUAACUGCGGCCUGUGCAAGGCACCCUCAAUGUGUGGGCUUUACACCUGCAAGAAAAACGACGUUAGCUGUAGCUCCUAG